UAGACAUGCAUGCUUAUCUAUCAUUUUACUUGUACAGUCUUAAGUCGUCAUGCAAGUCGGAAGAUGAUAAUACUCCACAGACAUUCCGUUUUAAUCCUCAGUCUCAGAGUUGAAAGAUGGCUGAUCGCCGGAAGUUAUUAGCAGCUACAGCUGCAAUAUUAAUAAUAAAAAAGAAAAACAAGCAAAGAAGUAGAACCAUGUGGUCAAAGAAAUGGCUGUUAAGGAGGUCAGAGUUCUCUCACGUUAAUUUGUUGGAGGAAUUAAGGUUACAACCUGAAGAUUGGUUUAAUUACCUACGUAUGAAUGAAGAGACGUACAAUGAAUUGCUGAAAAUCGUAACCCCGCAGAUAGAAAGACUGAAUACGCGAAUGAGAAAAGCAAUAACUCCUCAUGAACGUCUGACUGCAACUUUGCGUUUUUUAGCAACAGGCAGAAGCUAUGAAGACCUGAAAUAUACCUGUGCCAUUUCUGCUCAAAGUUUAGGACAAAUUAUACCAGAGACUUGUGAAGCUCUGUAUGAUGGCUUAAAAAAUGAAUAUAUGAAGUUUCCUAAGACAGAAGAUGAAUGGAAAAAAAUCGGUAAAGACUUCGACACUAAAUGGCAGUUUCCAAAUUGUUUGGGUAGUGUAGAUGGCAAGCAUAUUAGAAUAAUACCACCGCCCGGAAAUGGAUCAUAUUAUUGGAAUUAUAAAGGUUAUAAUAGUUUAGUAUUAAUGGCAGUGGCAAACGCAAAUUAUGAAAUAAUAUACUGUCACAUGGGCACAAAUGGGCGUGUUUCAGAUGGGGGUGUACUCGAGCAGACAUCAUUUUACCAAAAACUCAUAGAUGGACAAUUAAAUCUACCAAAGCCUGAGAAAGUUAGAAAUUCAGCAAAGGAACUUCCAUACGUUUUCAUCGGCGACGAGGCUUUCCGCCUGCGUCCCGAUUUUCUGAAACCAUUUCCACAAGACAACUUAUCUAAAGAAAAAAAAAUAUUUAACUAUCGCCUCUCGAGAGCUAGAAGAAUAAUUGAAAAUGUCUUUGGCAUAAUGGCUGCCCGCUUUCGAAUUUUACAUACCAGCAUUAAUAUGAGAUUGGACCGUAUAGAUCUUGUAGUCAUAAGUUGUGCAGUGCUACAUAACUUUUUACGCAGAAAAUGCAGCGAUUCAUAUACCCCGGAAGCAUCUUUCGAUAAUGAGGAUUGGGAAAAUUCUUCAGUAAAUGUUGGAUUACGAAUGAACCCAGAUAUAAUUUCUGGAUUGCAAAGGGGACCGAAUAGACACUAUGCAACAGAAGCGAAUGAAUCCCGAAAUAAAUUUUUAAGAUAUUUUAACAACGAGGGAAAAGUUAACUGGCAAGAUAAUAUGAUCCAUUAAAUACUUACAAGAAAUGUAUAAAUACUUAAGUAUAGUAUAUUGUUAAAAUAUUAUAAAUAAAUAUUGAUAA
Messenger RNA from Sitophilus oryzae (rice weevil), 1425 nucleotides. RefSeq lists its product as uncharacterized. The record is from RefSeq and is a predicted model, not a curated record. The transcript is spliced from 2 exons. The coding region runs from base 117 to 1355 and encodes 412 amino acids. Lineage: Eukaryota; Metazoa; Arthropoda; Insecta; Coleoptera; Curculionidae.